Chlorocebus sabaeus (green monkey) is the source of this 1170-nucleotide messenger RNA. Its product is annotated as FKBP prolyl isomerase 2. NCBI's taxonomy places the organism in Eukaryota, Metazoa, Chordata, Mammalia, Primates, Cercopithecidae. The record is from RefSeq and is a predicted model, not a curated record.
GGGGGCCGGAGCUGUCCGGAGAUGCCGCAGGGGGAGGGUUCUCACGCCGCACGGGGCGGAGCCCUGGGACUCGGGGCGGGACGUGGAACCGGGACGGGUGGGACCUCCGAGCUGGUGCCAGUGGAAGGCGGAGCCCGGCGGCAGGGGGCGGAGCUAGGAAGGUCGGGGGACGGAGCCUGGCUCUUGAAGGAGGAGCUGGAGGAGGUGAAAGGCGGAGCCUCGGGGUCGGAAGCCGAGGGGGACGGAGCGCAGGCGCUGGGGGCGGGGCUUCAGCCGGUGAGUGGCGUGGCUACGGCUCCGGAAAAAGGAUCUAGUUCUGUCGAAGGCGGGGCUGCAGGCCCGGGGGCGGCACCGCGUCCUUCGAAGGGCGGUGCCAAGGAGUCAAGGGAGGAGCCCGGCCCGAGUAAUGGCCCCGGGCGUACUCGCGGGGGUGGUCUCCGUGGUGGCCGGGCUUGGGGACGCGGUAGGCCGAGAACUCCACCGGGAGAGGUGGUGUGGGUGGAGCGGGCUCGGCGGCCAGCAGACACAGGGCCAGUCUGGGUGCCCCGGAGACCCCCAAGGGCUCAGAGUUGGGGCGGCGCCUCGGGCGGAGGCACAGGACCAGGCUGGGGCGUAUCUCCCGAGGACCCGGGCUCCUCGGAGCCACCCAGCGGGGAUGUGUGGGUGCCUCGGGGCCGGCCCCCGGCAGCGGCCGCAGAGGUGUGGGUGUGCUGGGCCGGGGGCAGCUGGGUGUGGCGUGAGUGGGACCGCCCAGUCGGGGCAACUGCAGUGCAGCCAGAUAGGGUCUGGACUUUACGCAAAGGGACAGGUGGGAACUGAAGAGCGGAGGUGGGGACCGGGAGGGAGGGAAGGUAUGGGGGUGAGCAAAGGGGCGGGGCCCUGGCUGCUGUGGCCUCCCCUGACCCCCUCCCCCCGCUGCUGGGGUCCUCGGCCAAGCCCCCUUCUCACUGGACUGAAACAUGAGGCUGAGCUGGGUCCGGGUCCUGACAGUACUGUCCAUCUGCCUGAGCGCCGUGGCCAUGGCCACGGGGGCCGAGGGCAAAAGGAAGCUGCAGAUCGGGGUCAAGAAGCGGGUGGACCACUGUCCCAUCAAAUCGCGUAAAGGGGAUGUCCUGCACAUGCACUACACGGGGAAGCUGGAAGAUGGGACAGAGUUUGACAGCAGCCUGC